UUUAGUGCACGAUUAAAUUCAGAUCAUGUUUUGUGUACAUUGGAUACAGCCAACUUACGAAGGACACCGAUAAGUUCUGGUCCUUUUCUUCAGAAUUUACAAAGUACUUAAUAAUCCACCAUGGCAGACUCAGAAAGUGUUGCCACAUCGUCACAGGAUCCUCAGGACGAUCCUCUUCAUGAACACACAGAUGAUGAAUUACAGCAAUUGAUCGAGGAGUUGAACAUAGGGAACAAAGUUGUCCAGAAUGAGACCAUCAUGUUUGAGAAAUACCUCAAGCGAGUUGAGCCCAAUCUCACUGCAGCUGCAACGACAACGGCUGCCGCUCCUGCUCCGAGUCAGUCCACACACGAUGCCCGAGUGAUGCGCAAGAGGUCAAAGUCCAAAGGCAGUGGAGUAGACAAACAUUUGAAGCUUACCGCAGAGCAGAAAUGCGACAUAGCACAGCGCGAAAUUGAAGAGCUUCGAGAGGAGAUUGAUAAACUCAAAGAGGACACAGAGAAAAUCUUAGACACAUACAAGGCUGUGAUGGAAGAAGCAGACAUCCGACUCACAGAGUUAAAGAAGUCGUCCUACGAGUUUGAGCGAGACAUCCUGAAGGGGUCACUGAACUCCCGCACAGGGAGGGUUGUCGCUGAGAAAGUUGUGCGCUACUUUGAGGACAAACAACGAUCUAGAGAUGCCCUGAUCGAGAAACUGAGACUCAAGAAUUCAACGCUGAAGGUCCAGAAGAAGAAAUUGCACUUGCAGCUCAAACAGAAAGAAGAGAUGGGAGAGGUCCUUCAUGAGGUGGACUUUCAACAAUUGAAGAUUGAGAACAGUCAGUACCUGGAGAAGAUCGAUGAGCGUAAUCAGGAUCUUCUUAGACUGAAACUGAUGGCUGGGAACACACUCCAGGUUCUUAAUUCUUAUAAGAAAAAACUCCACACCCUUACACUAGAGUCAGACCGACUUAAGAGUGAAAUUGGCUCAAGGAAUGAGUUGCUGACAAGGAUUGACGUAGAAACAGAGACUGUGGAAGCGGAGCGUGCUAAGGCAGAGGAAUUGAAUCGGAGGUUGCGUCAGCAGCUUGGUGACUACAGGGUACCAGACGUUGUGGAAUAUGUCAAGGAGAAAGCUGACCUGUACGAGCUGGCUAAGACGGUUAAGAGCUGGGAGAGAAAAGUGGACAUUGCAGAGAUGGCGCUUAAGACUCAUCGUAAGACUUGGAACACAAUGAAGAUAAACAGUCAGCAGAAUUGGGCGUUAGAAACAUAGAUGCAGAAUUGGGCGUUAGAAACAUAGAUGCAGAAUUGGGCGUUAGAAACAUAGAUGCAGAAUUGGGCGUUAGAAACAUAGAUGCAGAAUUGGGCGUUAGAAACAUAGACGCAUAGUAAAACACAAAUGAGUCCCUCUGAAAAUAAUUGGCAGAGUCUGGUUAUUUUUCCAGAGAUGGAAAAGGAUGCUAUACUUUACUUACCUUAAUU
Molecule: messenger RNA, 1466 nt
Organism: Asterias rubens (European starfish)
Lineage: Eukaryota; Metazoa; Echinodermata; Asteroidea; Forcipulatida; Asteriidae
Product: coiled-coil domain-containing protein 113-like
Exons: 7
Coding region: 121-1257 (378 amino acids)
Biological process (GO): cilium assembly
Cellular component (GO): axoneme; ciliary basal body
Source: RefSeq, a predicted model, not a curated record